Messenger RNA from Habropoda laboriosa, 1953 nucleotides. RefSeq names its product protein regulator of cytokinesis 1-like. The record is from RefSeq and is a predicted model, not a curated record. Gene Ontology annotation, biological process: mitotic spindle midzone assembly; microtubule cytoskeleton organization. Gene Ontology annotation, cellular component: cytoplasm; spindle; mitotic spindle midzone. Bases 1 to 1953 code for a protein of 650 amino acids. The transcript has a single exon. Lineage: Eukaryota; Metazoa; Arthropoda; Insecta; Hymenoptera; Apidae. Gene Ontology annotation, molecular function: microtubule binding.
AUGGCUGAUUUGUGUCAAUGGGAAGUAGUGAUGCAGAACACUAUUGUAAAUAUUCGGAGUACAUUAUUACAAUUGCACAAAUUAUGGGAAGAAAUAGGAUUCACGGAAGAAGCGCGUUCAAUAUAUUGCGAACAGGCUUUCACCCAUAUAAAUGAUCUGCUGCGUGAUAUGGUUGCAGAAACGGAGUUAAAAAAAGAAAGAAUAAUAAGCAAUGUUAAAGAAUUAAUGGAGCAAAUUGCUAUAUUAACCAAUGAAUUAGGAACAGAUAUUGUAACUACAGGAUAUGAACAUUUACCAUUGAAAGAAGUGGAGCAACUGCUGUGCACUGAUUUGCAGAAACUACAAUAUUGCAAAGAACAACGUGUUACACAUUUCAAGGAAUUACGUGCAAAGGAGAGAUCACUUUGUAAAGUGUUAGGCAGUCAACCUAUUAAUAUGGAAGAAAAAUUACCUUCAGAGGAAGAGCUUAAUAGUUUCAAACUUUAUCUAGAAAAACAAGAAGGUGAAAAAAAUCGUUUAGAAUCAAUUUUUAAGGAAAUGCGUAGAGCAAUUAUUAAAAUGAUGGAUGAUUUAGGCAUAUCUCCAUUAUCAAAUUUUGAACAUUUAAUAUAUAAAGAUAGUGAAAAUUUUGUCUUUAGCAGUAACAACAUGACUAAAUUAAGAGAGCUUCGAGAUAAACUGAAAGAAGAAGUGGAUACAGCAAGAGAACAUACAGAAGAUAUUAAGAAGGAAUUAAUUGCAUUAUGGAAAUAUCUGGAUGAACCUGAACACAUUUGUCAGGCAUUUUUAAACAGUUAUAUAGGAUAUAGUGCAGCAACUAUAAAUGCAUUAACUGCAGAACUAGACAAAUGUAAAGAGAAAAGGAAGCAAAAUAUUGCUAAAUAUGUAGCACAAGUAAGGUCUGAAUUGGUCAAGUUAUGGGACUUGUGUAAAUUCAGUGAAGGACAAAGGAAGCAAUUUAUACAUUUUAAUUCUCAUACAUAUACAGAAGAUUUAUUAACAUUGCAUGAUCUUGAAGUAAAAAGAGUACAAGAGUUUUAUGAGACCAAUAAGUCUAUAUUUGAACUCUUAGAAGAACGUAGUAACUUAUGGACAAAAAUGAAGGAGUUAUUACAACGUGCAAAUGCUCCAGAUCGUUUUUAUAAUCGUGGUGGUCAAUUAUUAAUGGAGGAGAAAGAGAGAAAGACAAUUCAGAAAAAAUUGCCAAAAAUUGAAGAGCAACUAAGGAAUUUAAUAACAGAACAUGAAACUAUGUAUGGGGAAGCAUUUACUAUAAAUGGUAGGUCCAUAGAAGAGCUAUUAAAAGAAUCAUGGGAAAAUUUGAAUGAAGAAAAGGAAACAAUAAAAAAGGCUAGAAAAGAGGCAAAAGAUAAGUCAAUUAGAAAAGUAACACCAAGUGUUAAAAAAAUUGUUUUAAGUGCAUCAAAGAAAACACCAAGUAUAUUAAGUACACGUCGCCAUACCCCAUUGAAUUCUACAAAAAGGAGACUGUUAUUUACUCCUUCUCCAAAUACAUCUGCAAAACGUAGAAAUGUGAGCAUAACAUCAAAUGGUUCCAAAAUUAAAAAAGGUGGAAAAGUUUUAAAGAAAACAUUACAAUCUGGAAAUAAAAUAAAUAAAAGUAUUCAUAGGAAAGAAAAUUCUAUAUCACAGAGUUCAGCUGCUACAGAUACAACAUAUAGUCUAUUUAAAGAACAUUUAGAGGACAGGCAAGAACUACGUAGUUCUUUAUUGCAUGAUAAAAUAUUAGCAAAUGCAGCUAAAUCCAAAAUGAAGACACCAAUAAGAACACCUGCUAAGCCAUUACGAAAAAAUUUACCAAUAGCAACAACACCAAUAGUAACUACUCCAAAGUUGUCACAUUCACAGUUACAUAAAUCACCUCGCAGCCCUAGAAUUGUACCACCAACAAGACUUGCCACUGUAUCAACACCCUUGCCCAUAAUUUUUUGA